This is a messenger RNA of Aspergillus glaucus CBS 516.65, 2532 nucleotides long. RefSeq names its product putative nuclear RNA binding protein. The record is from RefSeq and is a predicted model, not a curated record. Bases 1 to 2532 code for a protein of 843 amino acids. NCBI's taxonomy places the organism in Eukaryota, Fungi, Ascomycota, Eurotiomycetes, Eurotiales, Aspergillaceae. The transcript is spliced from 2 exons.
AUGGUUGAGACCCCCUGCCUCGAGGUAAACCUCGACCUAGGCCCCCUCCACGCCGACCACCAACUCCAAGAAGCCCUCCACCUCAACGCCAGCCGCGACGACCUAGCAACCACGUCCUCCGCAGGUCGCAAACACUCCCGCUCAAGCUCGAAUAUCAGCGGCAACAGCCUGGAUUCGAACGGCUCUGAUGUUUCUGGGAAGUUUGAUGACGCGGAUGAACUUGAGUACUACAAUGUUGAUAAAGAGGGGGUGAAUGGUUCACCGCAUUCCCCGAAGAGACGCCGGUCGAACGAUUUGCCCGAGUCUCGUGGACAGGCGCAUGGACAGGACAAGGGACGAGAAGAAGUGAAGAAACACCACGAGAACGCGAGUAGUUUCGGGCGGAGAUGGAGGAAUCGCAUGAACGGUUCUCCUCGUGUAACUGCUACAGCCUCGAACUCGAACUCGGCAAAGAGUCCCAAGAGUCCUGCGCCCGGUGGUCGGCGAUCACGUUUCGUCGAGGGGACUAUGAACGACAGCGUCAGUGAGAAACCGCCUAGUAUUUACCUUCGCGAAGAUUUGUAUGCACAGGAGCAUCAGCAAUACCCCCAGCAACAGUACUUUCAGCACGAAAGGGGCUCUGGUGGUGCGAGUAACCACAGCCAUAAAUCUUCGGGGAUCUUUCGAUUUGGAAAGGCGAUUGCCUCUGCGUUUAAUCCAUUCGGUGGAUGGGCGGGGGCUUGGAAGGGGGAUUCCUCUAUUUCUGGUUCUGGUUCUGGUUCUGGCUCUGCGUCUACAGAUGAGAAUUACAACUACAACCAACAGCAAGAGGAUGACAUCACGCGCGUGCACAGGGCCUACGAGGAGCUGAAAAAGUCCGGUUUCAAGGGAACCGUCAAAGGCGCGUACAUGCAAGAUGCGCAGUCCUCGAAUGCACUCCCCGAGCAGGCGUGGAAAUCCAUUCAGGAAAAGAUGGACACCAACUACAAGCCCUCUACUCCGGGCCACCACGCACGACAGAUAUCUGGAGAGAGCCAGGACUCGACAAUUGGGGGAUCGAUUAGGACAUCGUUGGAUCUGCGGAGCUCGUUGGAUUUUCGGGGCGCGUUGGAUCUUCGCAGGGCCAAGUCGUCGCUUGGUAUCUCUUCGUUGGUUAAGCAGCAAGAACCUGGUACUCCGGAAGUGCGAAAACAGAAGUCCCGGAAGGAUCUUUUGAAACAGGCGAAGUUGUUGAAGAAGGUUAGUAAUCUGGAGGAUAAGCUUGAGCGCACUAGACGUGAGCUUCGCGAGUUGCAGGGUUCUCAAGACAAAGUACCGAAAAUACCGAAAGAAUAUGAACAGGAACAGAUCCAGGGACAGCGACGUGAGGAACAGCCACAGUCAGAACCACCACAGCAAGAGGAGGAACCCGAACAGCUACAAGCGCAGGAACCGGUCCCGCUGUCAGCAUCGGAACAAGCCAUGUCUCUCGAGCAACCCUUUUGUCCCAAGCAAUUCGUUCCUGGCACUCUUUCCACCCUUCCAUCGGAGAGGACUUUGGAGAACCAAGCGGAGGCUGAGGAUAAGAAACGUUCCCACGCAACUGAUACUACUGAGACUACUGCUGCUGGCGUUACUGAUGCCGCUGGUGAACCAUUGCAGUCGCUUUCACCAAACAUCACUCGUGAAGCGAAUACAACCACCACGCCCAAAAAGGAGACGAAAGAACAAUCGUCCCUAUCUGCGACGACUGACAGCUCCUCCCUUAAGCGCAAGUCUCCCGAUCCAAAGUCUCUAGAGGUAUCGAAAGCCCUCGACCCAAACCAAGACACCAACACCACUUUCGAAAAAGGAACCCCCUCUACAACUACCACACCCACCAAAUCAAACAGCACCCGCCGUCGCUCCAAAUUCCAAAAAAUGGGCAAAAGCGACAGCCCCGGCUCCGUCGAACGCAGAAAAUCUCAAUCCAGCACUCCUGGAUCAAUCACACGGCGUAAACCGCGCUACCUCAACCCUACUAGUCCGAGAUCUUCCUCGUCAGCGAGAAGAAGAUCCAGAUCGAUUUCUAUAUCUACCUCUGCAUCGCCUAGGAAGGCGCAGGCGCGUCUGAAGACGAAAAAGGGAUUUUAUGAUCUUGCGUCCGCUUCUGCUACCGCUCUACCUCUCACUGAUAAGGACGUCGGUAUGGAUAUAGACGUGGACUCGGAUGCAGAUACGGAUAUCAUGGACUACGAUAUGGAUUCUGCGCAGCAACAGCAAAACCAUUUCUAUAUGCAGGGUGCCCAGCAGCUAGACCCCAACCAUAGUGCAGACUCAACACCAACCCCCACACCCAGCCGCAAAUACUACGAUUUCGAAUAUAUCCCACCCGUCCCACCGCUGCCCAAGGACCUCGCUGCUACCACUGCGAAGGUUGAUCAGCGGUUAGCUAAGGAGUUGGUGAGGAGGAAGAGUAUUGGGGCGACUGCUGUGCAUAGUAGUGCACAAAAGAGCCAGAUGCAGGCGAAGCAGCAGGUGGAGGUGCAAGUACCUAUGAAGGAUGAUUUUGAGUGGCCGGAAGACAUUUUUUGA